CCACCCAGUGUUUCCUGAUCCUCUUCCCUCAACCAGGAAGCUGAAUGGGCUGGAACAAAGACAUUUAAAAGCUGUGUCAGCCGCCGCUGGUCUGGGACAGACAGACAGAAGGAGGGGGACAGGUGGGGCAGCAUGACAGGUUGACUGAGAAACCAGGUGGACAGUGGGAGCGUCGACUGGCCGGCAGGUGACGAGAUAGGCUGGUAGGUGGGCAGGCAGAUAAUAGAGACACAGACAGGCUGAAACGGCAACAGCCACAUGGAGGACCCAGCAGGCAGAGAGACAAGAACCUGGAGGUGGCCCACCAUGGGGUCCAGCAUCUUUUGGCUCCUGUGUGUUAUUGGUCUCAGCCACGCAUCCACAGAGAAGAUUUAUAAUGGCACAGAGUGUGUUCCUCACUCGCAACCUUGGCAGGUGGGGCUGUUUGAAGGCGCCAACCUGCGCUGUGGGGGGGUCCUCGUGGACCGCAGGUGGGUCCUUACAGCUGCUCACUGCAGCGGCAGCAGGUACUGGGUGCGCCUGGGGGAGCACAGCCUCAGUCGCCUGGACUGGACAGAACAGAUCCGGCGCAGCGGCUUCUCCGUCACCUACCCUGGCUACCAGGGAAGCCAGAGGAAUCAUGAGCACGACCUGCGGCUGCUGAGACUGGGCACUCCUGUCCUCCUGACCCGCAGCGUCCAGCCCCUGGCCCUUCCCACCAGCUGUGCGGCACCUGGCACUCAGUGCCACAUCUCGGGCUGGGGCACCACCAACCAACCAUGGAACCCCUUCCCAGACCUGCUCCAAUGCCUCAAUAUCUCCAUCGUCUCUACUGCCACCUGCCGAGCCGUGUACCCUGGGAGAAUCACGGACAACAUGGUGUGUGCGGGCGGUGUCCUCGGGGAGGAUGCCUGCCAGGGCGACUCUGGUGGCCCCCUGGUGUGUGGAGGCGUCCUUCAGGGUCUGGUGUCCUGGGGGUCCGUGGGGCCUUGCGGGCAAGGAGGCAUCCCGGGAGUCUAUACCAAUAUUUGCAAAUAUGUGAACUGGAUCCAGAGGGUCAUACAGAACAACCCCCGGAGCCCCAGCCCCAGAGCCCAAGACCCUGGGGCCUGCCCUCUCCCCCUCCAGGCCAUGACGAUUCUGCGAUUAAUCAUACUUGCGCUGGUGACAGGGCAUGUAGGGGGAGAGACCAGGAUCAUCCAGGGGCAUGAGUGUCACCCUCACUCUCAGCCCUGGCAGGUGGCUCUCUUCCAGAACACACGGCUGCUGUGCGGAGCGACGCUCAUCGCCCGUAAAUGGGUCCUGACUGCUGCCCACUGCCGCAAGCCCCAAUACACAGUUCACCUGGGGGAGCACAACCUCCACCAGCGGGACCGCUACACGCAGAUUCGCAUCGCCACGGAGUCCUUCCCGCACCCAGACUUCAACGACAGCGUGCCCAACAAAGACCACCGCAACGACAUCAUGCUGGUGAAGAUGGCGGCGCCAGCCUUCAUCACCUGGGCCGUGCGGCCCCUCACCCUGUCAUCCCACUGCGUCUCUCCGGGCACCAGCUGCCUCAUUUCUGGCUGGGGCAGCACGUCCAGCCCCCAGUUGCACCUGCCCCACACCUUGCGCUGCGCCAACAUCACCAUCAUUGACCACAAGGACUGUGAGAACGCCUACCCUGGCAACAUCACAAACACCAUGGUGUGUGCAGGUGUCCGGCAGUCUGGCAAGGACUCCUGCCAGGGCGACUCUGGAGGUCCUCUGGUCUGUAAUGGGUCUCUUCAAGGCAUUAUCUCCUGGGGCCAGGACCCAUGUGCUAUCACCAGAAAGCCUGGUGUCUACACGAAGGUGUGCAAAUACGUGGACUGGAUCAAGGAGACAAUGAAGAACAAUUAA
Phyllostomus discolor (pale spear-nosed bat) is the source of this 1863-nucleotide messenger RNA. Its product is annotated as transmembrane protease serine 9-like. The coding region runs from base 259 to 1863 and encodes 534 amino acids. The transcript has 12 exons. The record is from RefSeq and is a predicted model, not a curated record. Gene Ontology annotation, biological process: proteolysis. NCBI's taxonomy places the organism in Eukaryota, Metazoa, Chordata, Mammalia, Chiroptera, Phyllostomidae. Gene Ontology annotation, molecular function: serine-type endopeptidase activity.